Messenger RNA from Colletotrichum chrysophilum, 1491 nucleotides. RefSeq lists its product as uncharacterized. Gene Ontology annotation, molecular function: oxidoreductase activity, acting on NAD(P)H. NCBI's taxonomy places the organism in Eukaryota, Fungi, Ascomycota, Sordariomycetes, Glomerellales, Glomerellaceae. Bases 1 to 1491 code for a protein of 496 amino acids. The transcript is spliced from 2 exons. The record is from RefSeq and is a predicted model, not a curated record.
AUGGCAGACAUCCCGGAUACGCAGACCGUCCUCAUCCUCUAUGCUGCAAAGCAGCCGUACGAGACGGCAGAGGGCUACGCAGUACCCCAGCUCCAAGAUGAGAGGGAAGUGUUGGUACAGACGGAGCACAUCGGGCUGAACCCAAUCGACUGGAAGGCACCAGACUUCAACUUCGCAAUCCCCUCCCUCCCCUACAUCUCCGGCCGCGAGCUCGUCGGCCGCGUGGUCCGCCGCCACCCCUCCUCGACCUCCCGCCUCCAGCCCGGCGACCGCGUCCUCGUCAUCUCCACAGACUACCGCGACCUCCGCAAGGCCGCCUACCAGCAGUACGUCGCCACCGCAGACUUCAACGCCGUCCGCCUGCCCCCGCCCGCGGUCGUCUCCCCUGCCGCCGGCGCCACCCUCGGCGUCGCCUUCGUCGCCGCCGUCCUGUCCCUCGGCGUCUGCAUGGGCGUCGACUUCUCCUCCGUCCUCGACGGCCCCGACCUGCUCUCCCUCGUCCGCUCCAUCCCGCCGGACGCCCUCCCCGCCGACAUCCGCGCAGAGUGCCUCUCCGGCAUCCGGGACGGGGAGCGCGCUGUCGCGGGCGACUGGGUCGCCAUCUGGGGCGGGUCCUCGACGUCGGCCAACCUCGCCGUGCAGCUCGCGCGGCUGGCAGGACUCAAAGUCGUCACCGUCGUGGACAAACUGCGCCACGGCCUGCGUCUAUCCAACCACACCGUCCUCCGCCCAGACCUCCUCGUCGACAGCCACGACCCCUCGCGCGCCGUCGACAUCAUCCGCGCCAACGUCGGCAAGACGCUGCGCUUCGCCCUCGAUACCUCCGGCCGCGACUCCGCGACCUCGCUCCUGCGCGCACUCGCCCCUCAAGACCCGUCCAGGCCUCCCAGUCCGCCGGAUACCCCGCGCAACGCGGACCCAUCCCUCAAACACCUCAUCGGGCUCACGGGACUACCCAAGGAGGCUGCGCCAGAGGGCGUGGCGUACCACACUGUUCCCAUCAAAGUCUUCCACGAAGUCCCGGCCGUGGGCGAGGCGCUGGUCCUCUGGCUGGAGCGGCUGCUCGCGGCCGGGCUGGUCAGCGCGCCCGAGGUGCUCGGCGUAGAGAGCGGGUUCGAGGGUAUCAACCGCGGCCUGGACCGGAUGCGGCGCGGCGAGAUCCGCGGGGGCAGGAUGGUUGUCAGCCUUGCCAGCGACGCGGAGACGGGGUUUGCGAGGGAGCCGAGCGCGCCGCCGGCGCUGGUGGAUUCUCCUGGUGCUGGUGGCGCGGCGUCUUCGCAGUCUUCCAGCCCCGAGUUCACCGCCACCGAGCCCGGCGUGAGAGGACGGAGCGCGUCCCUGUGGCAGGGCGCGGCGGAGGAUGCCGUGCCGAGACACGUGCCGGACGGCGGCAUCUCGUCGGAGGAGCAAGCGGGCACGUCGCGGAGUGCUACUGGGUUCUUGUGGCAGCCGAAGCAGGCUGGGAUCGUCGCUGAGAAGCCCCUCUCAUAG